CCUGCGGUAUAGGCUGAUUGCAGCUGCUCUCCUCUUCUAGCCAAAGUUCUUUGGCGCGCUUGCUCGCAAGUCAGCAACGUGCACGUCUUUGGUCGAUUGUGUCCGCCGCGUGCGAGCGUCAUCGGGGACUUUAAUUCGUGCGUGUGUUUGUCUCGUCCGUACUUCUCUCGUAAUAAUUAAACCUCUUGUCUUUGUUAUUCCUCGUUAAUCGUCGUCAUAAGGAUGCCGUCCGACGCUAAGAAGAAGCAGCAGCAAAAGAAGAAGGAGGCUGCUAAAGCUAGACAAAAUGGUAAAAAGUCCGUAGGGAAUCAUAAGGUUGAGGACAACAUUAGGGAUGACAGUCCUUCAGAAGUGGCAACACAACAGAAUGGCACCAACGGCACUAUUCAGAUUCAGAUGUCUGCCGAGGAAGCGCUAUGCGCUAAAUUGGAGGCGGACGCGCGUCUGAAUGCGGAAGCAAGGGCAUGUACUGGUUCCUUGGCUUCACAUCCCCGCAGUAGAGAUAUAAAGAUCUCAAAUUUCUCUGUUACUUUCCAUGGUUGUGAAUUGAUGCAGGAUACAAUGCUUGAGCUCAAUUGUGGUCGUCGAUAUGGUUUGCUUGGAGCCAAUGGAUCAGGAAAAUCUACGUUGUUGUCAGUUUUGGGUAAUAGGGAAGUACCUAUUCCUGAUGCCAUUGAUAUCUUCCAUCUGACAAGAGAAAUGCCUGCUAGCGAUAAGUCAGCUUUGCAAUGUGUUAUGGAAGUUGAUGAGGAGAGAGUCAGGCUUGAAAAGCUUGCAGAGGAACUGGUUGACUGUCCAGAAGAGGAUGCUCAGGAGCAACUUAUGGAUGUUUACGAAAGGUUAGAUGACAUGGCUGCUGACACAGCUGAAGCUCGUGCUGCCCACAUACUACAUGGUCUUGGAUUUACUGCCAAAAUGCAAAACACACCGACAAAAGAUUUCUCUGGAGGUUGGAGAAUGCGAAUCGCACUUGCUAGGGCAUUAUAUGUGAAACCACAUUUACUUCUCUUAGAUGAACCUACAAAUCAUCUUGAUCUGGAUGCUUGCGUGUGGUUGGAAGAAGAAUUAAAGACGUACAAAAGAAUUUUGGUUAUCAUAUCUCAUUCACAAGAUUUUCUGAAUGGAAUAUGUACAAAUAUUAUUCAUCUCAACAAGAAACAACUAAAAUACUAUACUGGUAACUACGACGCUUUCGUUAAAACAAGAAUGGAACUGCUGGAAAAUCAAGCUAAACAAUACAACUGGGAACAGGAUCAAAUUGCCCACAUGAAGAAUUACAUUGCUCGGUUUGGACAUGGUUCCGCAAAGUUGGCUCGUCAAGCUCAGUCCAAGGAAAAAACAUUAGCGAAAAUGGUAGCCCAAGGUCUUACCGAGAAAGUCACCAACGAUAAAGUUUUGAACUUUUAUUUUCCAUCUUGUGGUACAAUUCCACCACCCGUCAUAAUGGUCCAAAACGUCAGUUUUCGUUACGCUGAUGACGGUCGCUGGAUUUACAAGAAUUUAGAAUUUGGUAUUGAUUUGGAUACUAGGUUGGCACUUGUCGGACCUAACGGUGCUGGUAAAAGUACCCUAUUGAAACUAUUGUACGGUGAUUUGGUACCUACAAAUGGAAUGAUCAGAAAAAACAGCCAUCUUCGUAUUGGAAGGUAUCACCAGCACUUACAUGAACUAUUGGACUUGGAUAUGUCUCCAUUGGACUAUAUGAUGAAAUCUUUCCCCGAGGUUAAAGAACGGGAGGAAAUGCGUAAAAUCAUUGGUCGUUAUGGAUUGACUGGCAGGCAACAAAUUUGUCCAAUUCGACAACUAUCGGAUGGACAGAGAUGUCGUGUUGUAUUUGCUUGGCUAGCCUGGAAAGUUCCUCACCUUCUGUUGUUAGAUGAACCUACCAAUCACUUGGAUAUGGAAACGAUUGAUGCCUUAGCUGAUGCAAUUAACGAUUUUGAUGGUGGCAUGGUGCUAGUUUCUCACGAUUUCAGAUUGAUCAAUCAGGUUGCAGAUCAAAUCUGGGUAUGUGAAAAUGGCGCUGUCACCCAAUGGCGAGGUAACAUUCUAGAUUAUAAGGAACAUCUCAAAUCCAAGGUUAUAAAGGAUAACCAGAAACGACAAAAGGAAAUGGCUGGUCAGAGCAAAAAUUAGUU
Messenger RNA from Phymastichus coffea, 2138 nucleotides. RefSeq names its product ATP-binding cassette sub-family F member 2. The transcript has 9 exons. The coding region runs from base 223 to 2136 and encodes 637 amino acids. Gene Ontology annotation, molecular function: ATP binding; ATP hydrolysis activity. NCBI's taxonomy places the organism in Eukaryota, Metazoa, Arthropoda, Insecta, Hymenoptera, Eulophidae. The record is from RefSeq and is a predicted model, not a curated record.